GGCGGGGCGGGGCGGGGCGGGCGCUGCUCGCAAGGAGCGGGGGCGGCGCGCGAGCAGCUGGCGGCGCCGCUUUCGCCUCAGGUCGGCCCGGCGCCUCCGCCCGCCAUGAGCUUCCUCUUUGGAAGUCGAUCGUCGAAAACAUUCAAACCCAAGAAGAACAUUCCCGAAGGCUCCCAUCAGUAUGAACUCUUGAAACAUGCGGAAGCGACUCUGGGGAGCGGUAACCUUAGACAAGCGGUUAUGUUGCCGGAGGGAGAGGACCUUAACGAGUGGAUCGCAGUUAACACGGUGGAUUUCUUCAACCAAAUCAACAUGCUGUAUGGGACCAUUACGGAGUUCUGCACAGAAGUGAGCUGUCCGGUCAUGUCAGCAGGACCAAGGUACGAGUACCACUGGGCAGAUGGCACCAACAUAAAGAAGCCGAUCAAGUGCUCUGCUCCAAAGUACAUCGACUACUUGAUGACAUGGGUGCAGGACCAGCUGGAUGACGAAACGCUCUUCCCUUCAAAGAUCGGCGUCCCUUUUCCCAAGAACUUCAUGUCAGUGGCCAAGACGAUCCUGAAGCGGCUGUUCCGUGUGUAUGCCCACAUCUACCACCAGCACUUCGACUCUGUCAUGCGGCUGCAGGAGGAGGCCCACCUCAACACCUCCUUCAAGCACUUUAUCUUCUUCGUGCAGGAAUUCAACUUGAUUGACCGGCGGGAGUUGGCUCCUCUGCAGGAACUGAUUGAGAAGCUGGGCUCCAAGGACAGAUAAACUUUCCCCGGGAGGACCCUUUCAGCCGCUCCUUCCCGCUUUGUAUGCCAGCCACUUCUGUGCUUCGCCUUCAGCGACGUAAGCCCCGUGAUGCCAGACAGUGCACCAAGUGGCAUUGGUCUCGAGGCCAAGCGUCGCUUCUGCUGUGCAGCCACAGCCUGUGUGGUUUUCUGAGCUGUUGGCUGUGCUGCUGUGACUUGCCCUGCAUCGUCCACUCAGUUUUCUAGGCUCCGUGCUUGUGUCUGGCACAAACUGCCGUCUGGCUGAGGGCUCAGAGCAGGUUUUGUUCCCCGCAGGUGAAGUUCAGAGUGCUGAGCUGCUGCUUUCUACUCCUGGGGGCAAAUUUUUCCUCUGGCCCAGCCCUGGACACAGUGCUUGGCCUGUGAGCAGCCUUGACUGGGUCUUGGCUUAUUUCUGAAGUGCUUUUUUUGGAUGAGGUGCACUUGAGCUUUAAGCUCCCCUCUGGCAGCAGCGUUGUGGGGGGGAGGACAAGAAGUGCCUGGUCUGCAAGAGCAGCUCCCUGGUGUUCCCAGUUGGGGGGGGGGGCUGGGGGGGGGGGGCUGUGCAAGGCAAUAACACCACCAAUAAAGUUUCUCCUUCCUGCUCUUCUGUCGGGGCGGGGGGAGGGAAUAUUUCCUCUUUUCCUCUCCUUGCCCCCUCCCAGUGCAGCCCCAGCCCUGCCCAGGUGCCUUAUUGAAAACACAGCACUUGGGAAACACUUUUUUUAGAGGUAGUCUGGGGGCACAGCUGCACACAGAGCCCCCCUGGGCCCCUCUCAGCCCAGCAUCUUUAUUGACAGGUCAGGAUGGAGCGUCAAGGUUUGGGGGUGGAGGUGAAGAUGCGCAGGCCAUGCAUGCUCUUGAUCUCCUCCUGCAGAGCCUGCAACACAUGCGGGGGGGGGAAACACAGUAGCUCAAUGCUUCAAGGGUGAACACUUUGGUGCUUGUGCACAGUACAAGUGGCUAUUAAGCAUGUAGUCACAGUGCAGCGCUAUUAUCACACCCUCACCAGAGGGCUGCACACAAGUGUGAACAAGCUGUGGAGUACAGGCACAAAGUACCUGGCUGUGAAGCGCAGCAUGCACAAUUAGUGCAAAGUGAAGGUUGUGCCAGCCUCCAGUACUGCAUGGUCUGAGCAUUUAGCACUUGGUGCUGUGUUACAUGGGCACAGCCAAGACACUCACACUGUGUGCACAAGUACACAAACGCUACCCCCCCAGCACCCAGGAGAAGCGUUGCACACCCAUAGAACUGCCUUUAAUCAAUUGGGUUACCUUGUUCAGUAGUGGGAGGGAAGGGCUGUGCUGUCACACGCACUGCAUGCAGGCUCAGCGCCAUGUGUGUGCACAUACCAUCAGGUGUACACACCCAGUGCCACACACCUCCCCCAGCCACCCAAUUUAUUAGAGCUACACUAAGACACUGCAUGCAGGCACAGCGUGUCCCUGCGUGUGCACACACACACCGUCUCUUGGGAAGAGAGGAGUUAAAGGGCUGCGCUGUGAGACAGUGCGUGUGCAUGCGCACACUUGCAUGCAGAGCACUGACCAGCACACCAGCUCUGUGUGCACACACCAUCAGGGUGCCUGGCUACAAACACUUAGCAGGGCACUGUGCAUGUGUGUGCAAAGUGCCCCACACACACACAACUACCCUGUUUACUGGGAAGGAAGAGCUGCAGUACUCAGACACACUGUGCAUCUGCAGGGCACUUCUACUCACAGUGUGUGUGCAGCACUUUCACUGAGCACGCUGCCUGCGGCAUUUCAGCCAGACGCUGUGUGUGCAUGCAAAGCAUUUUAAUUUUGCACAGUAGGUGGGCACACAAAGUGCUUUGUGCGCACACACACGCAUGCUCGGCAGCAAGUGCUGCACACUCUGCAAGCAUUAAGCACCACACAGAUGCACAAGCAGCAUGCCCAGCUGUAAGCGCUGUGCACACUCACACAUGUGCACGUCCCCCCCUCACCUGGUUAACCAUCUGGUGCUGCUGCACCAUCCGCUUCUCCCUGAAGUCCUCUGACUCAAUGUGGAUUUCAUACAUGGCGCCGCAGCCUCCUAGACAAAUAAAAGCGGUGGCAAAUGCCUGAGCAAAGACAAA
Grus americana (Whooping crane) is the source of this 2856-nucleotide messenger RNA. RefSeq names its product MOB kinase activator 1A (gene MOB1A). Bases 106 to 756 code for a protein of 216 amino acids. The record is from RefSeq and is a predicted model, not a curated record. The transcript has 6 exons. Gene Ontology annotation, cellular component: nucleus; cytoplasm. Gene Ontology annotation, molecular function: protein kinase activator activity. Gene Ontology annotation, biological process: hippo signaling; positive regulation of protein phosphorylation. Lineage: Eukaryota; Metazoa; Chordata; Aves; Gruiformes; Gruidae.